Messenger RNA from Physella acuta, 4233 nucleotides. Its product is annotated as phosphofurin acidic cluster sorting protein 2. Gene Ontology annotation, biological process: protein localization to plasma membrane. Lineage: Eukaryota; Metazoa; Mollusca; Gastropoda; Physidae. The record is from RefSeq and is a predicted model, not a curated record.
AUAGUCUCAAUGAAUUAACUUGUAAACAUGGCGGAUAAGGCUGUCCGCAGCAUAGGCUCUGGUGAUCAACCAGUUCCUAUGAAAUUAUUUGCUACAUGGGAGGUAGAAAAAUCAACGCCGAAUUGCAUACCAAGACUUUGCAGUCUUACACUGACAAGACUGUUGGUUCUCCGUCCACUAGAAUCAGAACUUACAGCACUUUUGAUUGCUGUGAAAAUGCAGAAUUCCAAGCGUAUAUUGCGGUCUAAUGAAAUUAGAGUACCACCAGGUGGUCUGUUGGAUACUGAUUUGGAUCUUUCUUUUUCCUUACAGUAUCCUCACUUUUUGAAGAGAGAUGGCAAUAGAUUACAUGUCAUGCUUCAAAGAAGGAAAAAAUAUAAAAACAGAACAAUCUUAGGCUUUAAGACACUAGCAGUUGGCCAAGUGAACAUGUCACAGGUUCUUCAAUGUUCAAUGGACAGAGAAUUAAAUUUAUAUAGUGAUGUUAAGGAACAGACCAACCCUGUUGCUAAAUUAGUCUUGCUUGGACCUACUAGUCAGCCAGUAGACCAGGAUAUUAAUCUUCAUCGUAAAAAUGCAUCCUCUGAUGUUGAUCGGUCACCAGAUAUAGAUAAUGACAGUGAUGAUGAUGAUGGUCCAGACUAUAAUGACUACUCCUCCAAUGACGACAUGAGCGACAGUGAGCCUACCAUGACAGAACAUGAAGCAAGAGCCAGACAGAGGAAACACAGUAGAUCAAAAGCUAGACCAGCUGUCACUCAACGGAACAUCAAGCAGAAGUUCAGAGCUUUGUUAAAGAGGUUCAAAAUUUCAGAAGAUGUGUUGACAACUUUGGAUUCUGAAGCUGACCAUGAUCAGAUUCCCAACCCUCAGGAACUGGAUGAUUUAUUUGAUGAGCUGGAGGAUUCAGACAGUGGUCCAGAGCUUGAUACCAUGAGUGUUAUGUCAACACCAAAACCUAAGCUAAGACCUUUUUUUGCUGGAAGAGGUGUAACUCCUGAGGCAUCCGAGCAACCAAAAGCAUCAUCUCAGGAAGUUUUCCGCACGCAAGAAGAGACUCCAGUAAAAAGAAGUGAUUCUGAUCUACAUACAUGGCCACCAGCCAGCGAAUCUUCACCCCGUCCUCAUUCUCCCAGGCCCAAGAGUAAAGACUUGAAUAGGGAACGAAUCCGCAGCACUUCCUAUAGAGAGAAGAAGAGCAAGAAGGAAUUUAACCAUCAGCGUAGAAGUAGUGUUGGUGAAGAUGGGUCACUGCCUCGUAAAGCUUUACUUGAGCAGCUAAGUGUUGUGUUUGACAGCACCGAAGAUUAUCUCCCAGAGUUUAUCUUUAUGGUCAACACUUGGGAGUGGCAAGGUCAAAUGCUUGUCCAAAAAGUGCAAGACAGACAGCUGCGCUUGAUUUGCACCUGCUCAGAAGCUGAUGUUAAAGCUGCCAUUUGUUUUUUAGUAACCAAGAUUCAGAAAUUUUGUAACAGUAAUGCCAGAACACCAGCACCUAUAAAAGUUGGUGUGGUUGGUGGUGAUGCAUAUAUCAACUCAGUAUUACGCCCCUAUGUGGAACAUUUCUCUGGCAAGUCACCAGAUUGGCAAAACUACCUCAAGUUUCUGGUAAUUCCAUUUGGUCCAAGCUCAGUAGGCAAGUACAUUGCUAGUGUUGACAGCACUUAUGGGUCCCUGUUCCUAGAUCAACAAUGGAAAGAUACUUUUGACAAACCAGAAUCUCCCAAACUAGAUUCUCAAGAUAUUAUCAACAGAAUUUCCAAAUACAUGAAUGGUGCUAAUAGUACACAUCAGAUGCCUAUUGCAGAAGCUUUGAUUAUGUGCAAAGGCAGAAGCUCAGAUGAAGUGUCUUCUCAAAUGUUUAUCCCUUUCUUAAGUGAGGUAAGAAUAGGAACUUUAGACACAUUUAGUUCAUCGGUCGAAUAUGAAGAUAGUCUUCCUCCAGUUGGCUUGUCUAGUUCUCCACCUGCAUCCACCCCAGUCCUUGAAAAAACAAAAGAUGGCCACACACCACCCAGCUCUCCAAACAUAGGAGCAUCUGUCAUGUCUCCUCCUACUAGUAACUCUGGGACAGGGCUUGCUACUCUUUCUUCCCCGGCUGAGUUCAUGGAUCUACAGGUCGACUACUGGGUUAUUUCCCCUCCCAAGUCUGACAGCUUGGACAAGAAAGAAAAGAAAGAUAUGAAUAAGUGUUCUCUAAAGACAGCCUUCAGGGCUUUAUAUGCCAAUCGUCUUCCACACUCUGGUGGCAUUCAGUCAGCUACAUUUUCCUUGAUGGUGGUGACAAAAGAGAAAAAACAAAAAAUUAUGAGAAUUGGUAAAAAAGGUAAAGAAUUGGAAUCAAAAAGUCAAGCUAUAGAAGGAGUCAGCCGUAUGGUGUGCACAUCUAAGAGUCAAAAUGUCAAACUUCGAGUUCUUGUGGACGGUGUGGAAUGGAGUGGUGUGAAAUUUUUUCAGCUAUCUUCACAGUGGCAGACACAUGUGAAAAACUUCCCAGUGGCUGUGUUUGGCUCAUUAGAUUUGUAGAGACUUGUUGCACCCUACCAGUUGUGUUCAUGUGGGGCCUGGCAUGGUUCUAGACUGUGAUAAGUCAGGCACAUCCUGCAUCUUCUAGUCAGAGGCUUCCUCCAACCCAGAUACCUUCAGUUGUAGUCAUUAGGAGAAGCAGUUCUGUAGGAAGCAUAUACUGAAACAAGUUUUCACUAGAUUCUUCAGUCUCAUCUGCACUGAAAAUUAGUUGUAAAUAUUUUAGCUUUUAACUCAAUUUACAAUGAUAUUUUUUAAUUUAAAGCCAAACAUUAAAAUCAUUGCUUUUUGUUUCAAUUAGAUGUUAGUUAUUGCUGAUUGUCCAGAAACUGCUAAGUGUUUCAUUUGAUUGUGAUUAUACAUGCAUGACAGUGUGCUGUUGUUAAAUUCUCUAUUUAAUUGGCUGCAAGAAACGUGUUGCCAGCAACUACUUGUGGAUCAAAUUUUUUAAAUAUUGCCAUGUGUACAUUUGAUUUAUAAAGUCUGUAAAUAUUUUUUUCUAUUGAGCCAAGUGCAAUCAGUUGAGUACUACAUUGUUUUAAACUGAAGGCCAGAAUUAAAACCCAGCUUGCUGAUUUAGCAAACAGCUUUGUAACACAUUUGAUGAUGGCAUUCAGAUUGCUUAUUUCAGUCAAGCAGUGACAACUAUAAAGCAGCUAUUGUAUCACCACAGGUUUUCAGUGUGUGAAGCUUGCACACAGUAGGGAAUAUGUCUGUCAACAUUUUGCCAGCAUGCACUUAUUCUCUCAUCUGUGCUUUAAAAAGCAAUACCUUGACUCUAAUGUUGUAAUAUUGUACCUAGGAGCCUACCUUACCAAAAUGAACUAAUGUAAAUCUAUUCAUUCAAAUUUUCUUGCUCCAAAUGGACACCUGCCUAAAGUAAAUACCCCAACCUAAAAUUAUGAUGACAAACCUUUUACAAGUGCAUUGUCUUUGCAGUGACAACUAUAUGUGUAAGGACAUUAUAUUCUCUUGUGUAAAUGACUACUAAACCUUAGUGUGUUCAGACAUUAUUGUCUUCAACAUCUAAGCUGCUUCCCAUCAUGUUGACCACUUGGUGCACAACUAAUGAUGGGAAGAUUCUCUCUACAUAAAUACUCAUCUUUGAUAAUCAAAAACUUUUUAAUCACAUUCCAAAUUGAGUGCUUUAAAACAUUCUCUUCCUCAGUUUUUUUUUUUUUUUUUAAAUCUUUUUAUUGAAAGGAACAAAACAAGACUUGCGUAAAUCAAAUCUUUGCUACCAGUCUUCCUGGCCCUAUCAGUGGCUGCCAUCCCUGGCCCAGUUUGGUGGCUGAUUGCUACACUUAUUUUGGGGUGCCUUGUGACAAGUAAAUAGAGAUUGUUGGGUAGCUUGAUGUAAUAAAUGAUUGCUUCUGAACAAAAGGUUGGAACUAUUUGUAAACCACUUUAUGUUUGCUGUUAUAUAUUCAGUGACAUCUGUAAUUCUGUUGUUUAUUGGCUGGUUUUAUUGUUAAAUAAGAUAAUGUAAUUGUUUGAAUACAUUCAAGAAAUCCUUCCCAAACAGUCUUACCUAUGGCUUUUGUUGACACUGCAAGUACUGUAGAGCAGGUGCAGUGGUGCAAUAUUCAAGUUGUGUGUGGUAGAUGAUGUUAGAGCUUAUGUUGUGGGUGGACAUCUACUAGUUGCUAUCUUUGUGACAUUUUUUGUCCUCCAUUUAAACAAAUAUUAAAGAGCAUUUGCAAUAGU